AUGAAAUUUUAAGAAAUUUAAAGGGAAAUCUACACAAAUGAUGAAUUGUGUUUGUUCCUGAAGUUUCAUUUAAGAAUAUCAAGUGCUGCUUGCUUAACUUUGUCUAUAAUUUAGCUAUACUUAUCAAGUUAAUACAAUCUAUAAUUUCAUCCAUUUUUUGAUAUGUUACAUUUGAUGACAGAAAUGAUAUCUAUUUUAUUUGCAAUUUUAGGUUUAGUUUAUUCAUUUUCAUAUAUUACAAAGUUACAAUAAGCAAAUUGUUAAUAUUAUGAAAAUUAAAAUGAUAAUAUAUCUAGAUUUUUAUUUAUUGCCAUCUGUUUUACAUUAACAAUAGUGAUAACUUUGGGAGUCAUGAAUCCAAUAUUUUAUGGAAUAGGAAUGUAAUCUAAAGUUGCUUAAAUGGAACAUUCAUCAUAUGAAGAUUUAUAUUUAUUAUACUAAUCAAUGAAAUCCUAAAGUAAUUUAAUUAUAGAAGUGAUUGUAUCUGCAGCUUAAACAAUAAGUCUCAUAUUUAUGGGUUACGUUUUCUUAUUAUUUAGUAAGAAUACUAUUACCUACAAUUAUUUUAUUUAUUUUUUUGCUUUGAUAGCAAAUCUUGUGGCAAUUAUUAUUUAUUCAAAUGAAAAUGACAUUAAAUCUAUAAGUAUUAUUAAUCAUGUAAUAAAAUCUAAUGAUAAAUAUUUAAUUACUUAUAUUUCUGGAGUUUCAUUAUUUAUUGCUUUAAUAAUAUUCUCUAUAUUUUUAAUAGAUACUUUAGGAUAAUAUUAUAGAAUAUUCAAGAAUCCUAUUUACAAAUUUAUUUUAGGGUAAUUAUUAUUUGAUAAAUUAUUUAGAAAUAUCCUUAUUGGUUUUGUAUUUGCUUUGAUUGGUAGUAAUGGAUAAUUAAUAAGAAAUCUAUAAUAAUAUUAAGAAAUUUAUUUGGCUAAAGAUGAAUGUAGAAAUUAAAUGAAUUUAAUACCAUCUGAAAUAUUGGAAGAUUUAGGAUGUUCAAAGAAAUAUUUUGGAGUCCAAGAAUCUUUUUAAUUAGAUUGUCCAAAUGAAUAAUAAACAUAAAUUUGGGAACAUAAAGAAAAUGAAAAAUUUGGUUGUAUCAAUUGGAAUUGUUGUAGUCUAAUUAGUCAGAUAUUAUUAAAAAAAUAUAUAUCAUACUGCUUAUUAACUAAUUGGGAGGCAAUUCUCUUAAUUAUGUUAUCAUUUAUGCUAUUUUAAAUAAGAUUAGUACAAGAAAAUGGUAAUCUAUAUUAUUUUAUUUGACAGCUAUUUCCUAAACACUAAAAUAAAUUGCUCUUUUAUUUUCAUUUUCUCUAAUAUUCGCAGGAAUAUUUGCAGCUAAUUCUUUACCAGAUAUUGAAAUCUAUAGAAAAACAUAUGUAUCUCCUCUAAAUUACAUACCAGUAAAUAAUUUGAAUACUUUACAAACUCAUCAAAUGUUUUAAGUAAUUGAUUGGCUCCCUUAAUAAUGUUCUUAAAAAGUACCUAUAGAGAUAAUAUAAAAUAUUAAAGAUUAUUGUUCAAAUUAAUGUAAAUAAAUUGAUCUCAUUCUUUCAAUUUAAAAUGGAUAAUUUUUAGUAAAUAAAAUAAAUCAAAAAGAUAUAAUUAUAUCUUAAGAAGAUAAUGUUGACUAAGAAUUUUUAUAUCUUUAAGGUAAUUUUAAAGAAAUCAUUGAACAUAUAGAAGAUAAAAUUUAAGUGUGUCUAUUUUCAUCAUCUGCAGCUAUAAAAUGGAAUUUUGAAUAUUCUGAAUAAAAAGGAUUACAUAAACAUACUAAAUAAUUAGAUUCUUUAUUAAUACAUGAAUAAAUUAUGUAAAUACCUUCAAAAGUUUAAUAAGAAGCAUUAAACUAAUUAAUUAAAUAUUACAAUAUUUAAUUAGUUUUCUAUUAAAAUAACUUUUUACCAAUAGGAACACAAAUAACAAUUUAUAAUUCAUUAUUAUAUAAUUGUUAAAGUAUUAAUAUUAAUGCUGAGAAAAGUAUUUUGAUUAAUGAAUCAAAUAUUGAAAAAAAUGAAUUAGCAUUUUACAAUUAUCCUUAAGGUUAAUAUGCUACAAUUGUAUUCAAUACUGACAAUUAUCAAAGUUGUAUUUACAUCUAAAGUAAUUAAAAUAUUUAUAUACAUCCUAUUAUUCCAAUUUAGUCAGAUCUGACUAUAACUUUAUCUUGGUUUGGAAUGUAUGAUUUAGAUUUAAUUGUAGAAAAUAAAAUUUGUAAAGUAGGUAAAAAAUAUUAAAAUGAAUGUGGAACUAUUAAGACUCACUUUGAUUCACUUAUUGGCAAUUAAUAAACUUCUACAAACUUAUCAAAUGGAGAAUAAAUUACAAUAGAUUAUUUAUCUACUUAUGAUUAUAAGAUUUAUGUUUAAAUUACAUUGAAUAAGGAGGAAUUUAUCAGAUUAAAAAAAACUUAAUAAGAUAAUAUUAAUCUUUAUUAAUAAUCAAAUGCUUAAGUACAAAUCUUUGCUAAAAAUAGUAGAUAUCCUUAAGCUAAUAUAUUUAUUAAAUAAAUAGUUUAAGCUACAUAAACAAUCAAAGAAAAUGAUAAAUUUAAAUAUAAAUGGUUUGUUGGUUGUAUAAAAAAUGGAGAAGUAUUAAAUGUUAUUAAUCAAAUCAAAAUUAAUUAUGAGUGUUGA
Messenger RNA from Paramecium primaurelia, 2627 nucleotides. Lineage: Eukaryota; Ciliophora; Oligohymenophorea; Peniculida; Parameciidae. The record is from the annotation of a GenBank genome assembly.